AUGGAGGGGCUGCGGGUCGGGAGUGAGGGGCACCGGCAGAGUGGGGGGGAGCCCGGGGGGCUGCGGGUCGGGAGUGAGGGGCACCAGCAGAGCCGUCUCUCUCGCCCAGGUGCAACAUGGUCCCCCAGCUCGUUCAUCGUGGACGAUGGGACACGGGUGGACGGGCUGAACCUGGGGGCCGUAGUCGUGGACCGGGUGAACGGCUCCGUGUUCCUGUUCUACGCGCUCUGCAUUCACCAGCCGCAGCCCUGCGUCUCCAGCACGAUGCUCAUUCACAGCCGGGACGACGGCCAGUCCUGGAGCCGCCCCCGCAACCUCUCCCAGGAGAUUGGCCUGGACCUGUUUGCCCCAGGGCCCGGGCUCGGCAUCCAGAAACGCUACGAGCCCCGCAGGGGGCGGCUGAUCGUCUGUGGCCACAGGACGCUGGACCUGGACGGGAUCUACUGCUUGCUGAGUGACGACCACGGCGAGAACUGGCGCCUGGGGGGGGCCCUGCGCGGGCUCCCCUACGGGCUCCCCAAGUUAGCCCAUGACUUCAACCCCGACGAGUGCCAGCCCUACGAGCUGCUGGACGGGUCGCUGGUGAUCAACGCCCGGAACCAGAACUUCUACCACUGCCCCUGCCGCAUCCUGGCCCGGAGCUGGGACGCCGGCGAGACCCUCCCCCCCGAGAACGUGACCUUUGACCGCACCCUGGUGGACCCCGCCGUGGCGGCCGGAGCCGUGGUCACUGGGGGCCUGGUCUUCUUCAGCAACCCGGCCAACGACACCCACCGCGUGAACCUGACCCUGCGCUGGACUUCGGCCAAGGGCAUCUCCUGGUGGCAGCGCCCCCUGCAGGUCUGGGCGGGGCCCAGCGGCUACUCCUCCCUAGACGUCAUGGAGCCCUGGGACGCCCCCGGGGAGCCCCCCACCCUCUACCUCAUCUACGAGAAGGGGCGGCAAAAGUCCAUCGAGAGCAUCUCAUUGGUCAAGAUCAGCCUCUCCGGGAGCCUCUGAUGCCCCCCCAGCCCCGGGCAGCGCUGAGAGCCCCAGGGGUCCCUGCCCCACUCCCAGCCUGGCCCCAGGGGUGCUGGAGGGGGGAGGGAAUCGGCCCCGAACCCUGGAAUCAAAGGGGAACGAAUUGUACAAAUGGAGCAAUAAAGGAAACGAAACUUC
Messenger RNA from Chrysemys picta bellii (western painted turtle), 1158 nucleotides. The record is from RefSeq and is a predicted model, not a curated record. Lineage: Eukaryota; Metazoa; Chordata; Testudines; Emydidae.